AUGCCAUUCUUAGCUAAAAUCGAUUCUCAAAUAAAUGAUACCUUAUUAGUUAUUAAACAAAUGCGAAAAACUUCUCAGAAAAAAAUGAAUAGAUCAUCUAUCAACAGAUCACUUUUGAUUAUUACAGCAAAUACCAACAAGAAUAUAAAUGCAAUUCUACCUUUAUCAAUAUCGAAAAAUAAUAAUCAGGAAAAUACUCUAUCGAAGAAUUUUCUAGUGUUAGAUAAACAAAAUGAUUCAAUGAUAUCUGAAGAUUUUCCUCAUAGUCAUAUAUACAAUCGUGAUAUACGUGAUAUACCAUUAUCCAAACGAAAUGAUACUGAUUUAGAUCGUCUUCGAUCAUGUAAUAUAUUAACAAUGACUGAUUUAAUAGGUCGUUAUUUGAUUCAUAAAACAUCUGAUGAAUUUCGACAAUUUCUAAUUGAAAAAUUACAAUGUAGUCAAUCGUUUACUGACGAUAUUAUUCAAUUGCUACAAACUUGGACACUAUAUAACUUACAUAUCAGAAGAGGCACACGGGUAACAACACUCAAACAAUAUUUGUGA
This is a messenger RNA of Rotaria socialis, 546 nucleotides long. NCBI's taxonomy places the organism in Eukaryota, Metazoa, Rotifera, Eurotatoria, Philodinida, Philodinidae. The record is from the annotation of a GenBank genome assembly.